AUGGCAUCUAAUUCUUGGUGGUGCUCGUCUUCUUCUGACGAAGAGGAGAUGUUUUUCGCAAACGCUGUGGUAAAGGCGGCGCAGAUUCUUUUAGAGGAGGAAGAAGAAGAGGAAGAUGAAGAUGGCUCGUCUGAAAACAUUGCUGAUGAUUUGGCGGGGCUAGACCCGUUUUUCACGCAACGACCCGAUGCUCGGAAUUAUGAAGGGUUCACCACGUUACAAAAGUGUACUGCGGUCGUUCGCCAACUGGCGUACGGGACAGUGGCCGACGUUUUGGACGAGUACUUACAGAUGUCGGCAAGAACUUCGCGGGAAUGUUUGUAUCGGUUUUGCCAUAAUGUGGUGAAACUGUAUAACAAACAAUAUUUGCGGAAACCAAACGCGUAUGAUGUUCAACAAUUGUACCAAGCUCAUGAAGCAAGGCACGGGUUUCCGGGAAUGCUUGGUAGCAUUUAUUGUAUGCAUUGGGAGUGGCAUAACUGCCCGACUGCGUGGCGAGGCCAAUACACGCGAGGUGAUCACGGCCAUCCAACCAUAACACUUGAGGCAGUGGCGUCACAAGAUUUGUGGAUCUGGCAUUCUUUCUUUGGGCUCCCUGGUUCACUCAACGUGCUAUACCAAUCGACGAUCUUUAGCGAUGUCGUUAAUGGAACCGGUCCGGACACCCGUUUUACAGUUUCAGGGGUUGAGUAUAUACGCGGGUAUUAUCUUGCUGACGGAAUAUAUCCGUCUUGGUCUACAAUUGUAAAGACUAUUUCAUUUCCCGAGGACGAAAAAAGGAAAAAAUUCGCCAAGCGUCAAGAAGCUGCAAGAAAAGACAUCGAACGUUGUUUUGGUGUUUUACAAAAAAAUGGGCCAUCAUUCAAUAACCGGCACGUGUUUUCACACCGAAGAGGUUGCGCCUUUGUAUGUACGCUUGCAUUUUGCUCCAUAACAUGA
Helianthus annuus (common sunflower) is the source of this 939-nucleotide messenger RNA. RefSeq lists its product as uncharacterized. The record is from RefSeq and is a predicted model, not a curated record. The coding region runs from base 1 to 939 and encodes 312 amino acids. The transcript has 2 exons. NCBI's taxonomy places the organism in Eukaryota, Viridiplantae, Streptophyta, Magnoliopsida, Asterales, Asteraceae.